AAAAAGAAAAAUAGGAUUGAUGGGAGAAGAAAAAAGCGAAUGAUAGCCAAUUCGAGGGUUGAAACUGUUGCUAAGCAAAACAAAAGAUAAGAAGCAACGAGUUGGAGUAAAUUUUCUUUUUAAGUUGAAAGCAAAUUGAAAAUGGAAGGAAGAAAAAAAAAAACCUAUAUGUUUCUUGGUAGCUUUUGUGACUUGUGAGCCGAGAAAGUUUUAAAUUUUGAACUUACUUUUCAAUUCAUUGCCAACAUUUUCCAGUUAUAUGGUCAGCCAACAUGUAAGCAUUGCCUCCCAAAACCCCGCUAUAAAGACCUUCUCUUCCCCAUACUACUAAACAUUAGUUUAUCAUUUUUUAAUACCAUUUGUUUUGUUCUUUAAGACUAGAAGAGACUAAACAAUUACACGUCCGACCAUGUCAAGAUUGCCAGAAGAAGAACACCCAAACAAGGCUUUUGGAUGGGCGGCCAGAGACACUUCCGGUGUUCUCUCUCCAUUCAAAUUUUCAAGAAGGGCAGCAGGAGAGAAAGAUGUUUCUUUCAAGGUGCUUUAUUGUGGGAUAUGUCAUACCGAUCUUCAUAAUGCCAAGAACGAAUGGGGCAAGACCUUAUACCCUCUUGUCCCUGGGCAUGAGAUUGUAGGGGAAGUGACAGAGGUGGGAAGUAAGGUACAAAAGUUCAAAGUUGGAGACAAAGUUGGAGUAGGCUGCAUGGUUGGCUCCUGCCAUUCAUGCGAUAGCUGCACCAACAAUCUUGAGAAUUAUUGCCCCAAAUUGAUAGCUACCUAUGGAGGGAAGUACUAUGACGGAACUGUUACAUAUGGGGGUUUUUCUGACACUAUGGUGGUGGAUGAGCACUUUAUCAUCCGCAUUCCUCACAACCUGCCUCUUGAUGCCGCCGCCCCCCUUCUUUGCGCCGGAAUCACAGUGUAUAGUCCAUUGAGAUUUUAUGGACUCGAUAAGCCUGAUUUGCAUAUUGGAGUUGUUGGAUUGGGAGGACUAGGCCAUUUGGCUGUUAAAUUUGCCAAGGCUAUGGGGGCCAAAGUUACAGUCAUUAGCACUUCUAUAAACAAGAAGAAAGCAGCUUUGGAAAAUCUCGGUGCUGAUUCAUUUUUUGUCAGCCGAGACCAAGAUCAGCUUCAGGCUGCUAAUGGUACAUUGGAUGGCAUCAUCGAUACAGUAUCUGCUCAACAUCCCUUGCUGCCUUUGCUUGGGUUGUUGAAGACUCACGGGAAGCUUGUUCUUGUUGGUGCUCCAGAGAAACCACUUGAGCUACCAGCCUUUCCAUUGCUCCAAGGGAGGAAGAUAAUAGGAGGAAGUUUGAUUGGAGGGAUAAGGGAGACUCAAGAGAUGAUUGAUUACGCAGCAAAACAAAGCAUAAAACCAGACAUUGAAAUUAUACCUAUCGAUUAUGUGAACACUGCCAUGGAACGCCUUCUCAAAGCGGAUGUCAAAUAUCGAUUUGUCAUUGAUAUUGGUAACAUGUUGAAGCCCACCUCUUAAAGCUCUGCUUCCUAUAUGUUAUUACACAACAAAAUGGCAACGCCAGUCCAAUAUUCUUACUUUCUUGUAAUACUUUUGGUUUUUAUAUGUUCUUCACGUGGCCUUCAUAAAUGGAUCAUAAUGUUAUCCAAUGCGAUUAACUAAAA
Molecule: messenger RNA, 1641 nt
Organism: Gossypium arboreum
Lineage: Eukaryota; Viridiplantae; Streptophyta; Magnoliopsida; Malvales; Malvaceae
Product: probable mannitol dehydrogenase
Exons: 5
Coding region: 410-1495 (361 amino acids)
Biological process (GO): lignin biosynthetic process
Molecular function (GO): zinc ion binding; cinnamyl-alcohol dehydrogenase activity
Source: RefSeq, a predicted model, not a curated record